GGGAUGAUUGAGGAGUUUGAAAAAAAAAAUCUGAAGAGACCCCCUCCUGAGGAGUGCCAGAGCGACAAAGCUGCGGUUCGUUGCGUCCCAUGGAGAUAAAUGCCCCUUAAUUUUGCGGUAAUUGACAUCAUAUAAGUUAAACUGCUCAUUCCCCGGGACUUUUAUCUGUUUGACAAGUUUAUAGGGACGCGGUACUUCGUCAACUGAAUUCAGCAACGCAGUUAAAGUCGUUCGAGUUUAGUCAUUUGUUUUUGUGAAAUACUCUAUUGAAAGUGUUUACGGUGCAUUUUUUCACAUAUCUGGAUUACAAGGACAAAAACAACGCAAUAAAAGGAAAACGUCGCGUUUUAAACAUAACUGAUACACAUAGAAGACACCAUAGCGAUCGCCCGGGAAAUGGAUACGAGCAUUCUUCAUCGGGCUGCUGUAGCUGCAGCAUGGGUGGCCGUCUUACAACUGACCCUGGUUGGUCAUACGGACGCUCGAUCCUGCAAACCAUGCUGGUUGACCAUGACCGGACCCUGCCCAAUCGUCCAAGGAUGCGAAGUGGUGCUGAGGCCGUGUGGAUGUUGCCCCGAGUGCGCUCUCCCUCAGUUUGCCAGGUGUGGAGCAUACACAGCAAGGUGUGCCAGUGGUCUGUGGUGCUACGACCUUAAAUUAAGAAAAGGUUACCCAAUAGUUCCACCAGAUGGCUUCGACUUCAAGAAUGCCUUUUGUGUCAAACUACCAGCAACUACCACCAGCACCAACAGUCCGGUUCCGGUCGACCAACCUGAUAACCCUAAACUUCAGAAUGACCAAGGAGACACUAAUGAAAUUGCAAACGACAGCGUUGUUAUACAGAUAGGGAAUCACACCCAUAACGGAACACUGGACGAAAUUACCGGCAUGCCUAAUGGCACAAUAAUGACGUCACUUCCUCUGAAGACAACACUGGUCACAAAAACCUCAGCAACUAAAGUUACGCCACAAAGCAAAGUGAAUAAACAAGCAUCACCCACCGUUGCAACGAAGAGCUUUAAAGUCCCAUCCUCAAAUAAAAAGACCACAACGAUAAAACCACCAACUUCAGUAACAACACCUUGGAAAGCAACAACCUCAAAGGUCAAGGAAACCACGGCAAUGAAGCGCAAGUCGGGGUCAAGAGGCUGGUCUGUAUUAGUAAGACUUUUGUCGGCACCUAAGAGAAUUACAUCCAGUACGACCGUCCCGGUGAAGGCUAUUACCCCGACGUUCCGCGGUAACCAUCUUAGUUCAUCUACAUCGAACUCGUCAUCGACCAGGCAUACGGUACCAUCACGGUCUUCUCUGACCAGCACUGUGUCUUCUACGGGUGUUGAUGAAACGAAGACGACAAACACGCCACAAUUUACGGCAAAGGGUUCUCCAAUGCAAGCCAGAUUUACCAGCACAAAAAAACCGACAAAGAUCUCAGAGAAAGUUUCCGCAACUGCUAAUGGAACAAGUGCCCUGGUAAGAUCAACAACGGCGCCACCAAGUGAUACAAGUCGACAACAGGGAUCCAAGGACCAAAUGACCAGCGAAAAACAAAGCGCCACCAGGGACAAUCCCUUACUAAGUCUUAAUACAAUGGACACCAAAUACGUUCUGUUGCCAAUGUCAAUGUUCAAAGAGCAAGACAAGAAGAGCAUGUUUGAAGUUAUGUUUGGCAAAACUUUGGAUGAGUUUCUUGGAAUUGAUAUUAUGGUUCCUCAGGAGAGAAGCGAUCUUGCAGAGACUGGCUGAGGUAGUAUUGGGCAUAAAUGUUCAAGAAAUCAACAUAACAGUGCCAGUAUGAUAAACUUUAUUUCGGUACUGACAGCCACCAAUUUCAGUAUGCAAUGUGACCUUUCUUCACCAACGAGGACAUUCUAUAUCUAUGAUAUGUUUGUAUCUGUUAUCUUUCAUUCGGUUUAUGAAACUGGCGGUGACUUGUCGUAUCAAAAAAGGAUAUUUUUGAAAGAUAUAACUCGAAAGAUGUUGCAAAGAAGCUUUAUCACAGUCGAAUAUAGCGACUGGUCGGUGCCAAGUACCAUUAUAUAAACAAAAAGACUGCAUAUUUCGAUUUUUAUCGGAUGCCAUAGCUGAACGUUCUGUAUAUGUCAGGGUAAUCUUAUUAUAAACGUGUAUGCGCAGUACUCUAACUACAGCCCCACAAAUGUGAUUGUUAGUUCUGCCUAACACUAUGCCGGUGAGACUCAACAUGCCUUAAAAAAGCAUUAGAGUCAAUUUAAGGAUGUCAUUCGAUGUGAUGUGUUGUUUAAAUUGCUGUUCCAUCUGCGUGUACUUCUUUUCAAAAGUUAAAAUGUAUAUAUCUCUAAAUUCAAUCAAAAGCAAAUUAUUAUAUUGUGAGGAGGACUAUUUAGUGAUUAUUUGAAUUUUGCUGUAUCUGAUAAUUUGUGAGUAGUUUAUAGGUCUUUUGCUUUUUGCCCAGCGAUCCAUUGGUGUAUCCAUCAUAUUGAUUUGCCUGGCAUUCUUUCUAAAAACAGUUAUUUUCUUAAUAAAUCGAGGGAUUUUUAUUUGCUUACCAUGCCAAGGCUUUAUAUAGAAGUUGAUCUUUUGGAUGCCACAACAGAAAUGAUUGUGGGUGUUUUUCGUUUCAAGCACAUUUUACCAUUGCUUACAGUUACUUAAUAUUAAGAUUACAUAUAUGUUUUUAAACUAAACGUGUU
Messenger RNA from Lingula anatina, 2672 nucleotides. RefSeq lists its product as uncharacterized. The record is from RefSeq and is a predicted model, not a curated record. Lineage: Eukaryota; Metazoa; Brachiopoda; Lingulata; Lingulida; Lingulidae. Gene Ontology annotation, cellular component: extracellular region.